Molecule: messenger RNA, 1155 nt
Organism: Oppiella nova
Lineage: Eukaryota; Metazoa; Arthropoda; Arachnida; Sarcoptiformes; Oppiidae
Source: the annotation of a GenBank genome assembly
AAUUUUAAUAAGUUAAAUUGAAAAUUAUUGAGUAAAUCAAGUCAUUGUUUUAUUGUGUGCAAAAUGAAUAUGACAUCAAUUAAGGGCAAUAUUAACGAUCACGUGAAGCGUCCGAUGAAUGCGUUUAUGGUUUGGAGUCGCGGACAGAGAAGAAAAAUCGCGUUAGAGAACCCAAAAAUGCAUAAUUCGGAGAUAAGUAAGCGAUUGGGCAAUGAAUGGAAGAAUUUGAGCGAUGGCGAUAAGAGACCAUUCAUUGAAGAGGCAAAGCGUUUGCGAGCCAUGCAUAUGAAAGAACAUCCCGACUAUAAGUACAAACCCAGACGUAAGCCAAAACAUCUCAUGAAAAAAGACAGAUACCCGUUUCCCAUGCCUUACAUCCAGGCGCCAAUGGAUUACCUGGGCUUUCAAGCGGCGGCCGCAUCGCUGCCACGAUCUCUGUUCCCACCCCUCACACCAUCAUUAGGUCUGUCCUUUAAUGACACCUAUUUCCCGUCGAUGGACACGAGUCGCGCCCCAACACACGAGACCAGUCUAUUAGAUCAGUCACUGCUGGCGGCCCAACACCACCACAACCAUAACCAUCACUUGACAGCCGACACCAAACUGGGCUUAAGUGGUGGCUUUGAUAUGAAGAGUUUGUUGCUCUCCGGACACAAUCACUGUCAGAGCCAUUCCAGCGCUAACUCGAGUAUGUCGUGCACAUCGCCCUAUAACCUACUGGUGCCCUGCGGUUGUGGCUUUCAUACCCCCGCACAGAACCCGGCGUUAGGUUUGCAAUCGUUUGGAUCCAUGUCUUCGUCGAGCGGCACAUCAACCAUACCGUCGACGUCGAUGUCUCAAUCAAAUAGUCUGAUCCGACCCCUCACUAAACUGCAUACCAAUCAACGAGUCGAUGAUCGCAAUAAAUCCCAUUCCCAGUCGCCGUCUCCUCUGGGCUUCAGACUAAGCCAUCCGACGACGGCUUUGAGCAACAAUUCUUCCGCGUCGUCGAGUCCCUCAUCUCCAGUGCCCACAAUCACUGCCUCCCACUUGUUUGGUCUCUAUUCACACUACUUCACAAACGCCGCUACUGGAAUGAGACCCCUUAACACCACGAACAUUACCAACCCUACAAAGUCAUCCCCCAAUACAUCUAUAUAUGACUCCGGUAUGUGA